Molecule: messenger RNA, 1488 nt
Organism: Ornithodoros turicata
Lineage: Eukaryota; Metazoa; Arthropoda; Arachnida; Ixodida; Argasidae
Exons: 3
Coding region: 68-415 (115 amino acids)
Source: RefSeq, a predicted model, not a curated record
GCUGUGUGUGUCUCUGUGUGCUUCAGUGCUUCUCCUCGAGUCCUCUCCACAGCACUGGUAGGAAAUUAUGAAGGCCGUCUACCUAGCCCUGUGCAUCUUUCUACUGGCUGACCUAAGCCGAGCACAGAACCAGGCCACGCCUCUGCUGGGGGCCAUCCGCGUCUGGAUGCGGCGGCCCAAUCUCAAUUUCAUUCAACGCCCUGGGGGUCUCAUCAGCGUGCUUCGGCCCAGCAUCAUCCGCCUGCGUCCUGGACUGCAGAACCUGCGGCCCACAUUCCUAUCUCAGGCUGCCCUGACCAACCUGAGGCCCACGCUGAGUAGCCUGGUGCCAAACCUGCCGUUCAGGCCCGCGAUCAGCGGCAGCUUCGCCAACCUAGGAUCGUUCAUCCGGAGGCCUGCGCUACUUCAAGGAUGAGUGGUGGACAGGAGGGUCGAGAGGUAUGGAUAACCUUGGAGGCUCUGCUGGUAUGGAGCCACCUCUCAGGUUUACCUCAUCGUUGAAGCAACGGCCGAGGAAUUACCAUCAAUAGUGGACUCUGUGAAGUUCUCUUGACAUUGCAUCACCUCGGUUGUUUUCCAUUACGUGUAUGAACUAAGUCAAUCAUAUGUCAGGCAAGUGGGACGCAAUGUCUUUGCCACGUUGUCACAUCAUCCCCAAUAAUCAUCCCAGGUCAAAGUUUCGUUUUGAAGGCAGUCCACGCUAACAAAAAAGAAGAGGAAGGCAAACUCCAUAAGAGGCGUAAAAGAAUGUACUAUAGGAGAAGUAAAAAGCUAUGUCUUUCCUUGACGGAUUAUCAGCUAGCUGAGCGCCACCUAUCCUGGUGAACAUCGACAAUAGAGUAAAGACGGGUUAGACCAUGAUAAAAGUGGAAGUACAAAGUCGGAAAAGUAAACAUAUAAUACACAUAUAAAAGUAAAAAGCGCUGAAGUUGAAAAUAGCGGAUCAUUGCCCCGCAAGUUGCACAAGAACAGUGGACCAUGUAACACAUGAUGACAAGGUUGGAAGACGCGACCUUCGUAUGACUUUUGACCUGAGACCUGAUACGUCACUAACGUAACACUGACAUUUUGUCCAGUUUCGAGGGUUUUUGUUGGAAGAUGGGAAGGGGACAACUAAAGAUAAACUUGGAGUCGGGUCCUGGUGCCGCCAAUGUCGUCAAUUUUUACAAAUGAUGUAAGUGCACUCAGCAGGUAAUCAUACGAACGAGAUGUGCAUUGUCUGGCUCCAGUUAGAGACCGUUUUAUUAAUGCGUAACUUGCGGCUAAUUGUUCGACUGAAUUGGUCUGGGAGAAAAUUUAUUUAGGAGCCUGAAACGACAGGGUUCUUCCCAGUGCGCAGACUAUACUUCAGAUGUCCGUAUUCUUCAAUAAGCAGUACAUAGCUAAACAGUAACGUAGUUUGUAAUUUUGUUUCCUACCGAUGCAAUCAUGCGUAGGAUCUGCGAGCGAGCUCACAUGAAAAGACCAAUAAAAUGUUGUUAUACUGCA